GGAGAGGGGGGACCAACCACGUGGCCACUCCACAAACCGGAAGUAGGCUACCAAGAUGUCUGCUCCCGAUGAACACACGUUUGCCGACGAAAGUGGUGAGGUGGAGGAGAUGGGCAGUGAUGACGACGAAGGAGAAGAUAUGGACGAAGAAGGAGCGGACGGAGAAGAGGAGAAGAAAGUGUACGUCCCGGGGAUUGAGCCGCUACCACCCGGAGAGGAGCUGGAAAUGGACCGUUCCGCGUAUCGCAUGUACCACGAGUGUCAAACAGGAGCUCCGUGUCUAAGCUUUGACAUCAUUAAAGAUGCAGACGGAGAAGGCAGGGAACAGUUUCCUCUAUCCAUGUUGCUCUGUGCAGGCACACAGGCUGAAACAGCUCUGAAGAACAGACUUCUGGUGAUGCGCAUGCAUAACCUUCAUGGAACAGAGAAGGAAAAUGAAGAGGAAGAAAGCAGCGAUGAAGACAGUGAUGACGAGGAGGAUGCAGAUAAGAAACCACAAAUGGAAUUGGCCAUGAUGCCUCAUUAUGGAGGGAUUAACCGAGUUCGAGUGACUCCGUAUGGACAGCAGUCCCUGGCUGCUGUGUGGUCUGACAAAGGACAGGUAGAAAUAUUUGACCUCCGAUCUCAGCUGGAGGCCGUCCAUAGUUCAGCUGCUAUGGCCGCUUUCGUCCAACAGCAGAAGGAAGCCACAGCGCUCUUCAGUUUCUCUGGUCACAUGAGUGAAGGCUUUGCAAUAGACUGGUCACCCAAAGUACCUGGUCGUCUUGUCAGUGGGGACUGCAAAAAGAACAUUCAUGUGUGGGAGCCACGUGAAGGAGGGACUUCCUGGCAGAUUGACCAACGGCCUUUCAGCUCCCACAGCAAGUCUGUGGAGGAUCUGCAGUGGUCGCCUACUGAAGCUACAGUUUUUGCCUCUUGUUCUGUCGACCAGUCUAUUCGUAUCUGGGAUAUCCGCGCACCACCAAAUUCGAUGCUCUCAGCCAACGAAGCUCACUCGUCUGACAUCAAUGUAAUCAGCUGGAACAAGAGCGAACCAUUCCUUCUGUCAGGGGGUGAUGAUGGUUUUCUGAAAGUGUGGGACCUGCGGCAGUUUAAGACUGGCCGUCCCGUGGCCAACUUCAAGCAGCACAGCGCUCCCAUCACAUCUGUGGAGUGGAACCCUGUGGACUCCAGCGUGUUUGCAGCCUCGGGAGCAGAUGACAUCUUAAGCCAGUGGGAUCUUUCCGUGGAGUCAUGCGAUGUAGGUGCUAGGGUGGAGGGAGUCAAGGACCUACCCCCUCAGCUACUGUUCCUGCACCAGGGUCAGUCAGAGAUUAAGGAGAUCCACUGGCAUCCACAAAUGCCUGGCGUCAUGAUUUCCACGGCCCUGUCAGGGUUCAAUGUGUUCAAGACAAUAUCUGUGUAGUGAGUGUGUGAGUGGUUGUGUGUGUAGGUGUUUGAAAGAUAUGGAUUUCUGCAUUCAGUGUUAUUUUUAAUUUACAUUUGGAGUGAGCAGUGAAGAGCUUGUAAUAAUGUACAUAACUUAACUAUGUAAGUAAUAAAUCUACCUUUUGACAUGUAUUAGCUAACACAGGUGCCACAUGUUACUCCAGUGGAACUUUGUAUGUUGAACAGAUGUACAAACUAUUUUAGGCAUUCAUUGUUGCAUGCUUAAAAUAAAGUUAUACUUUAUAAAA
Molecule: messenger RNA, 1676 nt
Organism: Melanotaenia boesemani (Boeseman's rainbowfish)
Lineage: Eukaryota; Metazoa; Chordata; Actinopteri; Atheriniformes; Melanotaeniidae
Gene: grwd1
Product: glutamate-rich WD repeat containing 1
Exons: 7
Coding region: 56-1405 (449 amino acids)
Molecular function (GO): protein binding
Source: RefSeq, a predicted model, not a curated record